Molecule: messenger RNA, 1496 nt
Organism: Jaculus jaculus (lesser Egyptian jerboa)
Lineage: Eukaryota; Metazoa; Chordata; Mammalia; Rodentia; Dipodidae
Gene: Nkap
Product: NFKB activating protein
Exons: 9
Coding region: 116-1366 (416 amino acids)
Biological process (GO): negative regulation of DNA-templated transcription
Cellular component (GO): nucleus
Molecular function (GO): chromatin binding
Source: RefSeq, a predicted model, not a curated record
UGCAGGUUUAAGAGAUUGGCAGGCGGCGAGUUCUGGAAACCUAGGCAACUGAGACCCUCUCUGAGUAGCGUGGGAGCCCCCUUGUCCCGCCCCUUCUGGGGACACUGCUUCAACAAUGGCCCCUGUGUCGGGCUCGCGUAGCCCUGAGGGGGAGGCCUCCGGGGGAAAACGUCGCAGUUCAUCGAAGAGCCCUAAGCCCAGCAAAUCUUCCCGCUCCCCACGGAGCCGACGCUCUCGCUCGCGUUCAUGUUCCCGGUCCGGGGACCGAAAUGGCUUCAGCCAUCAUCCAGGAGGCUUCAGCCAAGGAUCGCGAAACCAGACCUACUGCUCCCGCUCUCGAUCGCGCUCUCGAGAACGGCCCUCCGCGCCUCGGAGCACCCCGUUUACUUCUGCAUCCUCGUCCGCCUAUUAUGGCGGCUACUCGCGCCCCUACGGGAGCGACAAGCCCUGGCCUAGCCUCCUGGACAAGGAGAGGGAAGAGAGUCUGCGGCAAAAGAGAUUAAGUGAGAGAGAAAGAAUUGGAGAAUUGGGAGCUCCUGAAGUAUGGGGACUUUCUCCAAAGAAUCCUGAACCAGAUUCUGAUGAACACACACCAGUAGAGGAUGAAGAGCCAAAGAAAAGUACUACUUCAGCAUCUAGCUCAGAAGAUGAAAAGAAGAAAAAGAAAUCUAAUCAUUCAAAAGAAAGGUCUAAGAAAAAGCGAAAGAAAAAGUCCUCUAAAAGAAAACACAAGAAGUAUUCUGAAGACAGUGACUCUGAUUCUGAUUCUGAUUCUGACACAGACUCCAGUGAUGAAGAUACAAAAAAGAGAGCAAAGAAAACUAAGAAAAAGGAAAAGAAGAAGAAACGAAGAUCGAAGAAAUAUAAAAAAAAGAAGUCUAAGAAGAACAGAAAAGAAUCCAGUGAUUCAAGCUCUAAAGAAUCCCAAGAAGAAUUUCUAGAGAAUCCCUGGAAGGAUCGAUCAAAGGCUGAAGAACCUUCAGAUAUAAUUGGCCCAGAGGCUCCAAAAACACUUGCCUCCCAGGAUGAUAAGCCUUUGAACUAUGGCCAUGCUCUGUUACCUGGUGAAGGUGCAGCUAUGGCUGAAUAUGUAAAAGCUGGAAAGCGUAUUCCACGAAGAGGUGAAAUUGGCUUGACAAGUGAAGAAAUUGCAUCAUUUGAAUGUUCGGGUUAUGUAAUGAGUGGUAGCAGGCAUCGCCGAAUGGAGGCUGUGCGACUACGAAAAGAGAACCAGAUCUAUAGUGCAGAUGAGAAGAGAGCCCUCGCAUCCUUUAACCAAGAAGAGAGACGAAAGAGAGAGAACAAGAUUCUGGCCAGCUUUCGAGAGAUGGUAUACAGAAAGACCAAAGGGAAGGAUGACAAAUGAGGACUUUCAGACUUUUCAGCAGACAUUUUUAAAAACAAAAAAGAACCUGGUGUGGUGGCGCACACCUUUAAUUCCAGCACUCUGGAGGCAGAGGUAGGAGGAUCGCUGUGAGUUUGAGGCCACCCUGAGA